AUGUUCUCUUGGACUUUUAUCUUCUGGUUCUUGCAAAUAAACAAAUUUGUCUCUACUGCUAUCUAUAAUAUCAGUAAUUGUUAUUACAAAAUUUCUGAAGAAUUUCACCAUGAAGGAGAUGUUGUGAUUGGUGCGUUUUUCCCACUUCAUACAUUCCACACCAGGAAGAAAAAGCCACAUCCAACUAUCCCAUAUUACUAUUUGGACAAUAACAUACAGUAUAACUUUAAGAACUACCAGUAUAUUCUAGCUCUGCAAUUUGCCAUUGAGGAGAUCAAUGGGAACCCCAAUCUUUUACCCAACAUGUCUCUUGGAUUUGAUUUCUACAAUGUCAGAUUCACUGGGAAGUACAUUCUUGAUAUUACUUUUAAUUGGCUCACAGCUCUUGGUGAGAGAAAUUAUUUUCCUAAUUACAAUUGUAAAAAGAGAAAUUUCACUGCUGCACUGACAGGAACCUCAUGGAUAACAUCUGCCCGAAUUGGGACAUUGCUUCAACUCUUUAAAUUUCCACAGAUUAAUUUUGGACCUUAUGAUCUUCUCCUGAGUGACCAUGGCCAGUAUCCUUCUCUCUACCAGAUGGCCCCCAAGGACACAUCCCUUUCACUUGCCAUUGUAUCGUUGAUAGUUCAUUUUAGGUGGUCAUGGGUUGGUCUCAUCCUCCCUGAUGACCACAAAGGAAAUAAAAUUCUAUCAGAUUUUAGGGAGGAGAUGGAGAGAAAAGGCAUCUGCCUAGCUUUUGUAAAAAUGACAGCAGACACAUGGACUUCAUAUGUUGCCAAAUUCUGGGAAAAUAUGGAUGAGACAAAUGUAACAAUUAUUUAUGGUGAUAUUGAUUCCCUAGAAGGUAUAAUGAGAAAUAUUGAGCAAAGGUUAUUGACAUGGAAUGUCUGGAUCAUGAACAUUGAACAUCAUGUUAUUGACAGAGCUGAUUAUUUCUUGUUAGACUCAUUCCAUGGAAGCCUAAUUUUUAAGCACAAUUACAGAGAGAAUUUUGAGUUUACCAAAUUUAUUCAAACAGUAAAUCCCAAUAAAUAUCCAGAAGAUGUUUAUCUUCCUAAGCUGUGGUAUUUGUUUUUCAAGUGCUCAUUUGCUGACAUUAAUUGUCAUGUGUUGGACAACUGUCAAACCAAUGCUUCUUUGGAUGUAUUGCCUCGUCACAUAUUUGAUUUGGCCAUGAAUGCAGAGAGCACAAGUAUUUACAAUGGUGUGUAUGCUGUGGCUCACAGCCUCCAUGAGAUGAGACUUCAGCAACUUCAAAGACAACCAUAUGAAAAUGGCAAAGGGAUGGUAUUCUUUCCAUGGCAGGUAAUAACCUUUCUACUGUAUUUUUUUGUCAGCACUCUGGCAUAA
This is a messenger RNA of Mus pahari (shrew mouse), 1350 nucleotides long. RefSeq names its product vomeronasal type-2 receptor 116-like. Gene Ontology annotation, cellular component: membrane. Gene Ontology annotation, biological process: G protein-coupled receptor signaling pathway. The record is from RefSeq and is a predicted model, not a curated record. Gene Ontology annotation, molecular function: G protein-coupled receptor activity. The coding region runs from base 1 to 1350 and encodes 449 amino acids. Lineage: Eukaryota; Metazoa; Chordata; Mammalia; Rodentia; Muridae. The transcript is spliced from 3 exons.